AUGAGUGACGCCACCGAUAAGAAGAAUUCAAAUGCCGCUGCCGUUGCUGUUCCCGUUGCUGCUGCAAAUAGUAAAACUGGUCUGAGUAGAUCACGAGUCAGCAGAGGCGGCAAACAAGGAGGCAACAGUACAGGGCCUCGUUCAGGCUACAACAAGAAGAAUGAAUCAGAUUCUUCACGUAUUCGACAUGACGAGAAUGAUAUCCCUGAAUCACAGCAGUGCUUGAUUUGUGCAGAGCGUAUCGUUUAUGCCGCCUUGACGCCAUGCAAUCACACUACAUGUCACAAAUGUACAUUUCGUCAGCGAGCAUUGUAUGAAAAGAAUAAUUGUCUUAUAUGUCGAAGUGAAAAUGAAAAGAUUGUAAUCACGGAGCAGUUAGAAAAGGGAUACGAUGAUAUAGAGGUUACUGAUAUAGUGGCUUUUGACGACAAGUACCAUAUUGGAUUCACACAAGAGUAUGUCGAACUGGAUACACUUCGAUUAUUGGAGAACGAAUGUCAAAUUUGUCAUGGGAUUUUCCCUACUUUUAGGGAGUUGGGUGAUCAUGCCAAAGAUGCUCAUGGGAAGUACUAUUGUUUGAUUUGCUCUAGGCACAAAAAGGCAUUCAAAGUUGAACUCCCCCUCUAUACGUACAAGCAACUACAAAAACAUCAAUCACAAGGAAAUGACACGGGAUUCAAGGGCCACCCUGAAUGUAAACAUUGCCAAGGAAAACGGUUUUAUUCAGAAGAUGAGUUGCAUGUACAUAUCCGUGAUCGUCAUGAGCGAUGUCAUAUUUGUGAUCAAACUACUCCCAAGACUGCCGAUUACUAUCGAAAUUAUGAUGCAUUGUACCAACACUUUACUAAGGCGCAUUACGUAUGCACAGUUCCUUCAUGUGUUGAGAAACGAUUUGUCGUGUUUAGAGACGAUUUGGAUUUGACAGCCCACAUGUUGAAAGAACAUGGUGGAUUGAAUAAUGGGCAGCGGGUUGUUAUCGGAUCCAACUCGUAUCAUCAUCAACAUGGUGGCCAUUUCAGUCAGUUAUCAACGUUUAACAAUUCUCGUUGGCUCUCGUCGAAUGAGGAUCAAGAUGAAGAUCAACAAUCGCCACAAAUCAAGAAGCGACGUUUUGAAGAAAGAGCCAAGCAUUACUUGAAUUAUGACAAUAGCAAGUAUCAAGAGUUUACAAAGAUUAAUGACUUAUUUUCAAAGAAGAAGAUCAACGCAGCAGAAUUGUUGAGAGUGUAUCAAAUGGAUUUAUUUAAACAUCAAACUUUGGAGGAGUUGAAUUUUCUAUUCAAGGAGUUUCUUGAAUUUUUUCCAAAGUCGAGUGACUUGUACAAAGAUUUAAUGUCUAUUAUAGUUGAGGAGAAUGAGACUAACCCCACUGAACAGUUUCCAGUGUUGGGUGGAUCGGAUGCUGCCAAUGCAUUCACGUCGAAUGGGUGGAUAGGAGGAAGAGGGUCGAGCAGAAACAGUGGUGCUUCUACGCCGGUUGAUCGGUUCCCUCCUCUAAAGAAACCGGAAAAGGUCAACUAUGUCAAUCCAAAUCAGCAACCAAUCCGGUACUCAACCAUUGUCAAAAAGAAUAAGCCAAAGACUAUGAAUAUCAACAGAUCUUUGGGCAUUUCGUCACCUCCUCCAUCGUUGCCAAAUUAUCUUGAUAGAGUGAGUAACACAAGAUCUGACCCGUCAUUGAACAGCGGGUCGCGAUCUGCGUCGUCAUCAUCAUCACAAACAUUCAGACCUCCUACUUUACACAAUGGCAGGGCCAGCUCUCCUAGUGCUGCCCUCGACGAUAACAAGUUUCCAGCAUUGGAGAAGAAACAAGUCAAGAAGGUGAUUCCCCGUGUUAAUGAAGUCAAGGUGACUGACCCCAACUCUUGGGGUGUGAAUGGUUCCACCAGCAAUGGAGCCGCAAAUACAACAAAAAGCACAAAUGACAACAAUGGGAUUGAGAUUGUUGACAAGAGGAAGCAAAAGAUGAAGAAGAAACAGGAUCGCAUAUUGUUUAGUAAUGCAUUUUAA
Lodderomyces theae is the source of this 2010-nucleotide messenger RNA. RefSeq names its product E3 ubiquitin-protein ligase. Gene Ontology annotation, biological process: protein ubiquitination; rescue of stalled cytosolic ribosome. NCBI's taxonomy places the organism in Eukaryota, Fungi, Ascomycota, Pichiomycetes, Serinales, Debaryomycetaceae. The record is from RefSeq and is a predicted model, not a curated record. Gene Ontology annotation, molecular function: ribosome binding; ubiquitin protein ligase activity. The coding region runs from base 1 to 2010 and encodes 669 amino acids. The transcript has a single exon.